Messenger RNA from Rhinolophus ferrumequinum (greater horseshoe bat), 2710 nucleotides. It is a transcript of the gene CHEK2, whose product is annotated as checkpoint kinase 2. The transcript has 16 exons. NCBI's taxonomy places the organism in Eukaryota, Metazoa, Chordata, Mammalia, Chiroptera, Rhinolophidae. The record is from RefSeq and is a predicted model, not a curated record. Gene Ontology annotation, molecular function: protein binding; ATP binding; protein serine/threonine kinase activity. The coding region runs from base 261 to 1943 and encodes 560 amino acids. Gene Ontology annotation, cellular component: nucleus; cytoplasm. Gene Ontology annotation, biological process: mitotic DNA damage checkpoint signaling; protein phosphorylation.
UGGACUUUGUAUCUGUUUAGCGCCAGUUCGCUAGUGGUGGUAGCUGUGAGUCUGUGGCUCCAGGUGGGCGCACGAGUUUUCAGGGCGGAGAAGUCUUGCUCAAAAAAAACUGCAGAAGGACACACUCAGCCUGGCUGAGGUAGUAUUAGAGCUGCUGGAGUGGCAGACUCAUCUCUGGCAUCACCUUCCUGGGGUGCUUUAAGGAAAACUCAUCAGGACCUUUGUAUCUGGAAAGCUGUGUAAAUGCAGUCAGUGUCGCGAUGUCUCGGGAGACGGAUGAGGAGUGUCAGCAGUCCCACGGCAGUGCCGGCACGCAGUCUCCUGGCAGCAGUGCCUGCUCGCAGUCCCAAGGCGGCUUCUCGCAGUCCCAUGACCUCUCCUCGCAAUCCCAUGACCUCUCCUCACCGACCCAAGGCUCCGGCUCACAGUCUCAGAACACGUCCAGCUCCUCCACCAGCACAGUACCCACGUCCAGCCAGUCCUCUCACUCCAGCUCGGGGACACUGAGCUCCUUAGACACGGUGUCCACUCAGGAACUGUAUUCUAUUCCUGAGGACCAGGAACCUGAGGAGCCCGUCCCUGCUCCUUGGGCUCGAUUAUGGGCCCUGCAGGAUGGAUUCUCCAAUUUUGACUGUGUUGAUGACAACUACUGGUUUGGAAGGGAUAGAAGCUGUGAAUAUUGCUUUGAUAAGCCACUGCUGAAAACAACGGAUAAAUACCAGACUUACAGCAAGAAGCACUUUCGGAUUUUCAGGGAAAUGGGGCCUAAAAACUCUUACAUCGCAUACAUAGAAGAUCACAGUGGGAAUGGAACCUUUGUAAAUAGAGAGCUUGUAGGGAAAGGAAGACGCCUUCCUUUGAAUAACAAUUCUGAAAUUGCACUUUCAAUGUGGCAUAAUAAAGUUUUUGUAUUUUUUGAUCUGACUGUAGACGAUCAAUCAGUUUAUCCCAAGGAAUUAAGAGACAAAUACAUCAUGUCAAAAACUCUUGGAAGUGGUGCCUGUGGUGAGGUGAAGCUAGCUUUUGAGAGGAAAACAUGUAAGAAAGUUGCCAUAAAGAUCAUCAGCAAAAGGAAAUUUGCUAUUGGCGCCGAGAGAGAGGCAGAUCCAGCUCUCAAUGUUGAAACAGAAAUAGAAAUUUUGAAAAAAUUAAAUCAUCCUUGUAUCAUCAAGAUUAAAGACUUUUUUGAUGCUGAAGAUUAUUAUAUUGUCUUGGAAUUGAUGGAAGGAGGUGAGCUGUUUGACAAGGUGGUGGCGAAAAAACGCCUGAAAGAAGCUACAUGCAAACUCUAUUUUUACCAGAUGCUCAUGGCUGUACAGUACCUCCACGAAAAUGGUAUUAUACAUCGGGAUUUAAAGCCAGAAAAUGUUCUACUCUCAUCUCAAAACGAAGACUGUCUUAUAAAGAUUACUGAUUUUGGGCAGUCCAAGAUUCUGGGGGAGACAUCUCUCAUGAAAACCUUAUGUGGUACCCCUACCUACCUGGCUCCUGAGGUUCUUGAGUCCUUUGGGACUGCUGGAUAUAACCGAGCUGUGGAUUGCUGGAGUUUAGGAGUUAUUCUUUUUAUUUGCCUUAGUGGGUAUCCACCUUUCUCUGAGCAUAAGACUCAAGUGUCACUGAAGGAACAGAUCACCAGUGGAAAAUACAACUUCAUUCCCGAAGUCUGGGCAGAGGUCUCAGAGAAGGCUCUGGACCUCGUCAAGAAGUUGUUGGUAGUGGAUCCAAAGGCGCGUUUUACAACAGAAGAAGCUUUAGGACACUCGUGGCUUCAGGAUGAGGACAUGAAGAGAAAAUUUCAAAAUUUGCUUUCUGAAGAAAACAAGUCAACGGCUCAACCCGAGGUCCCAGCCCAGCCUUCUACGAGUCGAAAGCGGCUCCUUGAAGAGGAACUGGAAGACGCGGACACCACAAAGCGCCUGGCUGUAUGUGCUGCUGUAUCAUGAACAGUGCUUCGGAACAUGAAAGAAACACACUUUCUUGAACUGUGCUGUAUUUGUUUUUUAGUGUUUGUAUUUUAAUUAGGAGAGAACAGUUGCUUUUCUGCAGUCCUCAGUACACUAACACCUAAUAGAAACUGGGCUUUGUGCUUCGGCCAGAUGAUCCAUUCUUUAGUUACAUGCCUUUUUGUGUGGGCAUUUGAAAUCAUGUGUGUCUUUUGUCUGGUACUCUAUCUUGGCUCUUAGCAGGCAGGUGUCUCAGGUGGUGUCCGUUGGUCUUAGCCUGUGUACGCUGCAUACAAAUUCUAAAGGCUCCUUAGAAAGGGGCCUGGUGAGAUUGGGGUUUAGUUUGUAGAGAUUGGCUGACUGCCAACAUCGUGAGACAGUGGGUAUCUUGGUGCAAAUACCACGAUCCUGUUUUAAAUUCUCAUUCUAACUCUCAUAAAGAUAUAGGUCCACCGUUAUGCUCAGGGAAAUAAGCCUAAUAGUAUAUGAUUCCACUUACAUGAGAUACCAUAGAGACAAAGUAGAAUGCUGAUAUCAGGAGCUGGUGGGCAGGGGUAAUGGGGAAUUAAUGUGUUUAGUGGAUAUAGUUUUCCAAGAUGAAAAGUCUGGAGAUGCAUCAUGAUGAAGGUUGCACGGAAAUGUGAAUGUAUAAUACCAUUGUACUGUGUACUUGAAAAAAUGGUUAAGAUGUAAAAUUUUAUGUUUUGUGUGUUUUACCACAAUAAAGAAUUUUUUAGGGGCGGACGGGUGGCUCAGUUGGUUAGAGC